Messenger RNA from Callorhinus ursinus (northern fur seal), 3069 nucleotides. It is a transcript of the gene ARSA, whose product is annotated as arylsulfatase A. The record is from RefSeq and is a predicted model, not a curated record. NCBI's taxonomy places the organism in Eukaryota, Metazoa, Chordata, Mammalia, Carnivora, Otariidae. Gene Ontology annotation, molecular function: arylsulfatase activity.
GCGGAGCCGAGGCGGAAGCGCCGGCGGAGGGCACCGCUGCCCGCUGUCCCGACCCGCCCCUCUCGGCCCGGCACUACCCUCGUCCAGCCGUGCCAGACCCGGGGGUCAGUGUCAUGUGACUUCUGUCCCUGACCACGAGCCUGAGCCGUAACCUCUAGGUGAAGAGAGUCAGAUCGCCCGAAUCAGGGUCUCUUGUGCCGGCCCCAUCUGUGCUGUGUGCCAUGGUGGCACUGUGGGCCCUUGCUCUGGCCUUGGCCAUAGGCCUGGCCAUUGCUGGCCCACCUAACAUCGUGCUGAUCUUUGCUGAUGACCUGGGCUAUGGGGACCUGGGCUCCUAUGGGCACCCCAGCUCCACCACCCCUAACCUGGACCAGCUGGCCGCAGGGGGGCUGCGCUUCACCGACUUCUAUGUGCCCAUGUCUCUGUGCACACCCUCCCGGGCUGCGCUCCUGACCGGCCGACUCCCAGUUCGGAUGGGCCUGUACCCUGGAGUUCUGGAGCCCAGCUCCCGAGGGGGCCUGCCCCUGGAGGAGGUGACCCUGGCUGAGGUCCUGGCUGCCCGAGGCUACCUCACAGGGAUAGCUGGCAAGUGGCACCUUGGGGUGGGGCCUGAGGGGGCCUUUCUGCCCCCCCACCAGGGCUUCCAUCGAUUCCUGGGCAUCCCAUACUCCCAUGACCAGGGCCCUUGCCAGAACCUGACCUGCUUUCCGCCGUCCACCCCCUGUGAUGGCAGCUGUGACCAGGGCCUGGUCCCUAUCCCACUGUUGGCCAACCUGUCCGUGGAGGCACAGCCCCCCUGGCUGCCAGGACUUGAGGCCCGCUAUGUGGCUUUCGCCCGUGACCUCAUGGCUGAUGCCCAGCGCCAGGGCCGGCCAUUUUUCCUGUACUACGCCUCUCACCACACCCACUACCCCCAGUUCAGUGGGCAGAGCUUCUCUGGGCGCUCAGGCCGAGGGCCAUUUGGGGACUCCCUGAUGGAACUGGAUGCAGCUGUGGGGGCCCUGAUGACAGCUGUGGGGGACCUGGGGCUGCUCGGAGAGACGCUGGUCAUCUUCACUGCAGACAAUGGGCCUGAGACCAUGAGGAUGUCCCAUGGCGGCUGCUCUGGCCUUCUUCGUUGUGGAAAGGGAACCACUUUUGACGGAGGUGUCCGAGAGCCUGCCUUGGCCUUCUGGCCAGGCCACAUCGCUCCUGGGGUGACCCAUGAGCUGGCCAGCUCCCUGGACCUGCUGCCCACCCUGGCAGCCCUGACGGGGGCUCCGCUGCCCAACGUCACGUUGGAUGGUGUUGACCUCAGCCCCCUGCUGCUGGGCACAGGCAAGAGCCCCCGGCAGUCUCUCUUCUUCUAUUCGGCCUAUCCAGACGAGGUCCAUGGGGUCUUUGCUGUGCGGAGUGGAAAGUACAAAGCUCACUUCUUCACCCAGGGCUCUGUCCACAGCGAUACCACGCCAGACCCUGCCUGCCACGCCUCCAGCCCUCUGACUGCCCAUGAGCCCCCGCUGCUCUUUGACCUGUCUGAGGACCCUGGUGAGAACUACAACCUUCUGGGAGGUUUGGCUGAGGUCGCCCCAGAGGCAAUGCAGGCGCUGAAGCAACUUCAGCUGCUCAAGGCCCAGUUUGAUGCUUCCAUGACCUUCAGCCCCAGCCAGAUGGCCCGGGGUGAGGACCCUGCCCUGCAGAUCUGCUGUCAGCCUGGCUGCACCCCCCGGCCGUCCUGCUGCCACUGCCCAGAGCCCCAGGGCUGAGAGCACAGGUGCAGGCCAGCCCAGGGCGCCUCGGCCCACCCAGGCAUGGCAUGGUUCACUGCUGUGGUGCGUGUGUGCGGAGGUGCUUUGUACCUGAUGAUGCUAAUAACACCAGCUGGUACUCAUAGGUGUCAUAAUUUAUCUAAUCCUUACGACAACCCUGAGGUAGGUGCUGGUCUGCCUGUGUUACAAAUGAGGAAACUGAGGCAUGGAGCGAUCCAGCAAUUUGUCUGAGGUCACCCAGCUGUAAGAGGUUGGGCAGGGAUCUGAACCCACCACCGUUGUGAUUGUGCGUCAGUGAAAGCUUGGUUCCUGAGUGUGAGCGUGUCCCUUCACGGAAGCUAUAGUAAGUGCUUUUGUGUGCCAGGAACAGGGUGGGGUGGGUGUGAGGGCAUGGUGGACAGAAGACCCUGAAGUUGCAGAGCACCCAGGAGCACCUCCUUGGAAGACGCAUUCCUGGAGACACCAGAACUAGGGCGCCGGGGCUCUUAGCAGAAACCUGUCUGAAAGCGGGUGAUGACCUACACAUUCCAGGUGGGAAUAAGGGGAGAUAAGCUCCUGAGAUAGCUCCCCAAGCUCUGCCUCUGCCCCUUCCAAAGCUCUGCGUUUUCUGCCUCCCCACACAUUUCCUGGCCUCUCCCCCCAGCAGACAAAGGCAUACCUCAGGGUUGGUUCCAUCCCUGCUCAAAACUCUGCAGGCUGCCCAUGGUGCUCAGAAUUCAGUUCAAACUCCUUAGAGGCCCUGUACCCUCUGAGGCCUGCCCUCCUUGGCACCCAACAGCCCUCAGCCCUCAGCCCUGGCAUGCUGGCCUGGCUGUCCUCUGUGGGGCCAGCGUGCUCUGUCAGUGGCUCUGCAGAGAGGACUCCUGACUGCCCACCUGUACCCACAUUAGCAGUGUGUAGGCCUUGUAGUCAGUCACCUUGUGUGUGUGCUCAUGGCAGGUCCACACAUGCCCCAUGUGGUCCCUCAGGCUUGCCUCGGGUGCUCGAGGGCAGCAUCCACUUCCCUACUAAUAGACCCCCGCUUUUCCAGUGUUGGGCAGAGGCUCGUUGACUAGCAGGUACAGCCUCUCCCUGACCCAGUCUGAGCCAGUCACAAUCCCGUCCAAUGAUUGGGCCAGGAAUGGCAUGUGACUAAGAGUCCUGGUCGGUGAAAGGUCAGUGGCAGUCCACCGGGAUGCCUGGGUCCCCUGCAGCAUUCUUCCUCUGGGAGCAGUGAGGAUGGUGCCCUUGCUGCCCCUGACCAGACAUCCUGCAGCUGCUAAACCAGUGUCUCCAGCCACCUACCUCCAGAGCUCGCAAUAUAAUAAACCUGUUUAAGUCA